AUGGAGAACGCCAAUUUAGCAAAUUUUCCACUCGGAGUACCCGUCAAUCAGGCUAAUCAAAUGAAUAGACAAAUUGAUACUUCAAACAACAACAUGAUGAGCCCAUCGGGACAGUCGCCACUUCAACAACAAAUUUUUGGAAGUCCAGUUAACAGGCCACAACAAUUAAACCAAAACCAACAAUUGAAAAAUGUACCUGCAAGCACUAAUAUCAACAACAACGUCCCAUCUGUACCACAAAUGCAAGCAAAUCAAAAAUAUGCAAGUCAAAAUAUAAGCCCACAGCAACAGAUGCUACAGCAGAAGAUAUUACAGCAGAAGAAACAACAACAGGCAAUGAUAAACUAUGAAAACCAAUUCCACCAAAUGUCGAUGACCAUUAAUAAGAAACCAAAAAGGCUCUAUAAUUUCGUCGAGGAUAUAAACUCAAUCUUGCAAAAAUAUAAACAAUACAAGCCAAGUUUUGAAUUCCAUAUAUUCGAAAAUAACUAUAAGAUAUGUGCUCCUGCCAAUACAAGAUUGCAGCAACAACAAAAAUCGCCUGAAUUAAAUAGUGAAGGUUUGAUUCUAACGAAAAAUAAUCCAAUGCUAAAAGAAUUUUUAGAAUAUGUGGCAAGAAGCAGAAUUCCAGAAGCAAUUAUGGAAGUUUUGAAGGAUUGUAACAUUCAAUUUUACGAAGGUAAUUUGAUUCUACAAGUUUACGAUCAUACAAAUACAGUAGAUAUCAAAACAAAAGAAAAUAAAGCAACUGCCAAUACACCAAGUUCAGCCACUCAACCAGAUCAAAAUACAAACGGUCCAGGGAAUAACGUUGAUAACGUAAAAUCUACUACAUCCGUAAAUGCAACAACUGAUAGUACUAAUGACAAUAAUAAUAAAAACAGUAAUGAUAAUAGGACGAAUAUGCAAAAAAUUGACAAUUCUACAACAAUCAAGAGACCUAGAGUGUACAGAACACUGCUGAGGCCAAAUGAUUUGACAACUUAUUGUGAUAUGAUGACAUAUGCUGAUCAGUCAAGGUUCUCAGAUAGUAUAUAUCAACUACUAGAAGCUGAACUUUUGGCUAUAACGAAAAGAAAUAUAUUGUUAGAUGUGCCGUUGAACCCAUAUGGAUAUAAAGAUAACCUCGAAGCUGAUGCAUUUAUUGAACCAAUCAAGGUAAAUGAUGAUCCAAAGGAUGUACGUUUCUGUCACCGUGAAGUUAGUAACAUACCUGGAUCUAAAGGUGUUGUCGGUCAUAUUGAACAAUUCGAAGAGUUACCACAACGUAGUUCUAACUAUGAACAAUUGAUGUUGAUUGCAGCCGAUAGGACCACUUCGUCGACAUUAUCUACUCUAGCUAUUGCAUUGACAAAACAAGCCUUAGGCUCAUCUAAUAAUAAAUCAUCUCUAAAGAAUAAUUCAGCAUUAGAAGAGGAUUAUGUAGAUAAUAAGCUAAAUGGCGAAGCAACUGGUAAAAACUCUAAUAAGGCUAAGAUUGCGGCAGCAGCAGCAAACGCAAACAACCACAAUGAUAAUAAUCAAUUUAGCAGAAUCAAGUUCAUUGAGCAAUGGAAAUUAAAUAAAAAGAAAAUGACUGAGAAUCCUAAGAAUAAUUCAAAACAAAAUUUCUUUAAUAUGAAAAUAUCAAUGACCUCGAACUCAUCUACGAAUAUUCAAAAUAUGAGUGAACAAGAUGGAUAUAAACCUUCCGCUAAACAAGCACAAGGCAAACAAACCAAAGGUAGAGGCGCCGCUAAAAGAGUUGCUAAUUCUACAACUGGUGCCAAUCCAAAAGCUAAAAAGCCUCGUAAAAAUGCUAAGAAAGCUGAUGGCGAAACUCAAGCUAAGAAGAAAAGAGUCACCAAGAAAAAGCAAGCAGCUGGUGCUUCAAAUACCAAAGCAACGAAAGCUAAUAACAAAGCUAAUGCAUCCAACACUAAAACUAAAUAG
Molecule: messenger RNA, 1932 nt
Organism: Tetrapisispora phaffii CBS 4417
Lineage: Eukaryota; Fungi; Ascomycota; Saccharomycetes; Saccharomycetales; Saccharomycetaceae
Gene: SPT20
Product: Spt20p
Exons: 1
Coding region: 1-1932 (643 amino acids)
Biological process (GO): regulation of transcription by RNA polymerase II
Cellular component (GO): SAGA complex
Molecular function (GO): transcription coregulator activity
Source: RefSeq, a predicted model, not a curated record